CUAACUUCAACCAUUUAUCUUUUGGCUAGCUAGAUCCCCUUCGAAAGCAUUGCUUCAAUUGCCGAAAGCUACAACUCUAUCGCAUUACCUGAACAUAUCACGACUUUCAUCUCGCCAUAAUGUCUCUCAAGGGCCCCUCUCCUCAGCAUCACGACGGCUCCGGUCUGCGCAUCGGCAUCGUCCACGCGCGCUGGAACUCGACAAUCAUUGAUCCUCUUGUUACUGGAGCCAAGGAGAAGCUCCUGGCAGCCGGCGUCAAGGAAUCUAACAUUGUCAUUCAAUCCUGCCCCGGCUCUUGGGAGCUGCCUAUCGCCGUCCAACGCCUCUUCUCUGCUUCCCAGAUCCAGGGCACCUCAACUGGCGGACCCUCAGCUGGCGACCUUCUGGCUUCGUCUACCACCGAUCUCACUUCGCUCUCUGCUCCCUCCGGUGCUUUCGAUGCCAUCAUUGCCGUCGGCGUUUUGAUCAAGGGCGAGACCAUGCACUUUGAGUACAUUGCCGAGUCAACCUGCCAAGGCCUGAUGCGCGUGCAGCUUGACACCGGUGUGCCCGUCAUUCUUGGUGUCUUGACCGUACUCACCGAGGACCAGGCAAAGGCCCGCGCUGGAGUUGAUGGCAAGGGUCACAACCACGGCGAGGACUGGGGAAUGGCAGCUGUUGAGAUGGGGGUUAAGAGAAAGGAGUGGUCCAACGGUACUAUCGAUGGUUAAAAAAGAUAGAUACAUAAACGCGAAAUUACAAUGCAAGUACAAUCAAUACAAGUCAAUGCAUAAACGGGUAUAUACGGCAGAGAUGCAUGCAUAUGGAUGGAGACGAACAUCGUAUUAUAAAGGUGACCUCCCAAUUAGUCAAUUACCGGCAUAAAAGAUUUAUCUAUCAUGCGCCAGGGAGCCGGUGCCUGUCAUAUCUUUCCCCGAAGACGCCCUCGUGAAAAGCACACUUUCUAGAAUAUACAAUUGUAUGAGGCUCUCCAAACGAAGGUUGAGCUAUUCCAACCUGUGGAUAUCCAGAUGC
Molecule: messenger RNA, 1014 nt
Organism: Fusarium graminearum PH-1
Lineage: Eukaryota; Fungi; Ascomycota; Sordariomycetes; Hypocreales; Nectriaceae
Product: 6,7-dimethyl-8-ribityllumazine synthase
Exons: 2
Coding region: 120-710 (196 amino acids)
Biological process (GO): riboflavin biosynthetic process
Cellular component (GO): intracellular anatomical structure; riboflavin synthase complex; mitochondrial intermembrane space
Molecular function (GO): 6,7-dimethyl-8-ribityllumazine synthase activity
Source: RefSeq, a predicted model, not a curated record